ACAGAGAGAGCAGUGACCAUGCAGAGUCCAGUGUGUCUGAUUGACAAUGAUGUGGAUGGGAAGCUGUGUGUCAAGGAGUCAGCACUGCAGAUCUUGCAGAAGAUCGAGCAGCCAGUGGUGGUGGUGGCUGUGGUGGGACUCUACCGCACCGGGAAGUCCUACCUGAUGAACCGCCUCGCAGGAAAACAAACAGGAUUUGAAUUGGGCAGCACAGUUGAGUCUAAGACUAAGGGCAUCUGGAUGUGGUGUUUGCCCCAUCCCACUAAAGAAGGGACAACUCUGGUGCUGCUGGACACUGAGGGACUUGGAGAUGUGGACAAGGGGGACUCAAAGCAUGAUACCAAGAUCUUCUGUCUGGCUGUCCUUCUCAGUAGCACUUUAGUGCUAAACAGCCAAGGCACAAUUGACAACAAGGCUAUUGAGGAACUGCAAUAUGUCACAGAGUUGACUGAGUAUAUCAAGGUCAAAUCAUCUGAUGAUGAAGACGACACUGAGUUUGUUAAGUUCUUCCCAAGUUUCAUCUGGGUUGUGAGGGACUUCACCCUGGAACAUAAAAUCAAAGGAAAAUCUGUAACCGAGGACCAAUACUUAGAAUUUGCUUUGAAGCUGAAACAAGGCAAUUCAAGACCAGUUAAAGAGUUCAACCUUCCAAGAGAAUGCAUCCGAAAUUAUUUCCCAUCCCGGAAGUGUUUUACAUUCCCAUUUCCAACCGCCUCAGAGAAAGUGUCUCGUCUGGAGAGCUUGGAUUCUGCUGACCUUUCCUCUGAGUUCCUUGAGGUCACAGAUCGUUUCUGCAAGUAUAUCUUUGACAAGAGUGAAAUGAAAAAGCUGAAAGAUGGAUACACAGUCACAGGCAGAGUAUGCGGCCAGCUUGUGAAGACAUAUGUAGACACAAUUUCCAGUGGUCAAGUACCAUUUCUGGAGAAUGCUGUGCUCACUGUGUCAGUGAUUGAGAAUGAGUCUGCAGUGAAGGAGGGCCUUCAGGUGUACCAGAGUGGAAUGGAGAAGCUGAAGGACUCCUUCCCUCUGGAACUGAGUGAUGUGUGUGCAGAACACCAACGUCUUAGCAGAAUGGUGACACAAACCUUCAUGAAACGUUCCUUUAAGGACAGUGAGGGGACAUACACAAAAUGUCUAGAGGAAGAAAUGAAUAAACUCUUUGAUGGAUACCUGCACCAAAACGAGGAGGCUUCAAAGAAAAGAUGUGAGAAUCUCCUGACAACCCUCUCUGCACCAAUGACAGAAAAACUCAAGAAAGGAUUUUAUGCUGUAGCUGGUGGUUAUGUUCUCUUCUCCCAGGACCUUGAAGACAUUGUAAAAAAAUACAAAACCCAAUCCAACAAGGGAGUCAAAGUGAGUAUCAAUAUUUGAGAAAAUUGCUUCAACAUAACAUCCAGGUUU
Cyprinus carpio (common carp) is the source of this 1401-nucleotide messenger RNA. RefSeq names its product guanylate-binding protein 3-like. NCBI's taxonomy places the organism in Eukaryota, Metazoa, Chordata, Actinopteri, Cypriniformes, Cyprinidae. Gene Ontology annotation, molecular function: GTP binding; GTPase activity. The transcript is spliced from 8 exons. The coding region runs from base 19 to 1371 and encodes 450 amino acids. The record is from RefSeq and is a predicted model, not a curated record.